Messenger RNA from Caenorhabditis bovis, 1176 nucleotides. The record is from the annotation of a GenBank genome assembly. NCBI's taxonomy places the organism in Eukaryota, Metazoa, Nematoda, Chromadorea, Rhabditida, Rhabditidae.
AUGGAAGUAAAGAAGGAAGUUGUGGAUGAUGGCGAGGUGAAACAGAUAGGAGAAAUUGCGAAUUGUGAGCUGAUCAUGGCGUCGGCUAAUGACUGGGAUCGAUACACGAUUUUGAAACUUCUUGAGCAGAAGCAGCCGAGUGUUAUUGUGCUGUAUACAAUGAAUCUGCAGACCCUGCGGCAGAUUGAACUUUAUCGCGCAUGUAACCCUAAAAAAUACUUACAAGUUUAUUGUCUGCAGUACCUUGAAUCGACCGAAGAAAGCCGAUAUUUGGAAUCGAUUAACCGCGAAACUUUGGCGUUUGAAGCGCUUAUCAGAGAACAAGGGACGUUGAUGAUUGCUCGAGAAUUUAAUGUUGAACGGGAGGAGCCACCAAAGAUAAAGACGUCGACGAGAGAUGGUGGUGGCGAUCAAGACGAUCCCGAGAAUAUUGAACGGCCCAAAGUCAUCGUUGAUAUGCGAGAAUUUAAUAGCGAGCUUCCAACAGUUUUGUAUACAAAAGGGUACGACGUGGUGGCGGCAACACUCGAGGUUGGUGAUUACAUCCUGUCGACGAACAUUGCGGUGGAACGGAAAGCGCUUGAUGAUCUCACACAAUCGUUGCAAUCUGGAAGAGUGUUCAAGCAAAUUGAGCAAAUGUUGCUGCAUUACGAGUGCUCGGUUUUGCUGGUAGAAUCGAGUACCAAGUUUGAGACCAAGAUAGUGAAUGGAGGACCGUUUCAGGGAGAAUUGAGCCGUCAUUGUCGCGAGGUGCGCUCUCGUCUUUGUGCAUUAAUCCGAGCACAUCCGAACAUGCGAAUUAUCUGGUCGAUGUCGCCAACAAAUUCCGCCGAAUUGUUCAUUGAACUAAAAUUGAAUUCUCCCGAACCUGACGUUGAUAAGGCAGUAUCACUAAAAGUCGACCAGGUCGAAGAGGAGGAGGAGGAGGAGCCAGCGGCGAAGAAGCGAAAAGAGAAGAAGAAGAGAAAAGCAAAUCCGACUCUUGUUCGAGCUCUCAGCACACAUUUGGAUUUGAGGAAUCAGGAUGUGCAAAAGUUCAUGGUUGAAUCCUCAGUAACCAACUUGGCCGAGCUGUUUUCCUCAAAAUUGUCAUAUGAAUCAAUUUCGGAGUUUUUCCCACAACCGAAGCAGGAAUUAAUUAAAACGCUUGCAACUUUUGAUUUUAGCAAGAAAUGA